Molecule: messenger RNA, 6341 nt
Organism: Rhinopithecus roxellana (golden snub-nosed monkey)
Lineage: Eukaryota; Metazoa; Chordata; Mammalia; Primates; Cercopithecidae
Gene: GNA13
Product: G protein subunit alpha 13
Exons: 4
Coding region: 285-1418 (377 amino acids)
Biological process (GO): adenylate cyclase-activating G protein-coupled receptor signaling pathway; Rho protein signal transduction
Cellular component (GO): heterotrimeric G-protein complex; brush border membrane
Molecular function (GO): GTPase activity; guanyl nucleotide binding; D5 dopamine receptor binding
Source: RefSeq, a predicted model, not a curated record
ACGGCGUGCGCGCGCGCCCCCGGGAGGCAGCGGGAGCGCGCACGCUCCGGGGCCACCGCCCCUCCCGGGUCGGGCCCGCCCUCCUUCCCUCCCUCCCCCGCUUUCCUGGCCCGCCCUGCCCGGCCCGCCCUGCGAGUCAGUUCGCUGGUUCCCUCCCUCCUGGGCGCGCUUGGGCCGCCACCGCGCACCCCGCCCUCGAGCCGCGGUGCCGGAGCCGUCCGCCGCCGGAGGAGGAGGUGGAGGGAGCCGGAGGGGCCCGCCGAGGCGGCGGCGGCGGCGGCAAGAUGGCGGACUUCCUGCCGUCGCGGUCCGUGCUGUCCGUGUGCUUCCCCGGCUGCUUGCUAACGAGCGGCGAGGCCGAGCAGCAACGCAAGUCCAAGGAGAUCGACAAAUGCCUGUCUCGGGAAAAGACUUACGUGAAGCGGCUGGUGAAGAUCCUUCUGCUGGGCGCAGGCGAGAGCGGCAAGUCCACCUUCCUGAAGCAGAUGCGGAUCAUCCACGGGCAGGAUUUCGACCAGCGCGCGCGCGAGGAGUUCCGCCCCACCAUCUACAGCAACGUGAUCAAAGGUAUGAGGGUGCUGGUUGAUGCUCGAGAGAAGCUUCAUAUUCCCUGGGGAGAUAAUUCAAACCAACAACAUGGAGAUAAGAUGAUGUCAUUUGAUACCCGGGCCCCCAUGGCAGCCCAAGGAAUGGUGGAAACAAGGGUUUUCUUACAAUAUCUUCCUGCUAUAAGAGCAUUAUGGGCAGACAGCGGCAUACAGAAUGCCUAUGACCGGCGUCGAGAAUUUCAGCUGGGUGAAUCUGUAAAAUAUUUCCUGGAUAACUUGGAUAAACUUGGAGAGCCAGAUUAUAUUCCAUCACAACAAGAUAUUCUGCUUGCCAGAAGACCCACCAAAGGCAUUCAUGAAUAUGACUUUGAAAUUAAAAAUGUUCCUUUCAAAAUGGUUGAUGUAGGUGGUCAGAGAUCAGAAAGGAAACGUUGGUUUGAGUGUUUCGACAGUGUCACAUCAAUACUUUUCCUUGUUUCCUCAAGUGAAUUUGACCAGGUGCUUAUGGAAGAUCGACUGACCAAUCGCCUUACAGAGUCUCUGAACAUUUUUGAAACAAUUGUCAAUAACCGGGUUUUCAGCAAUGUCUCCAUAAUUCUGUUCUUAAACAAGACAGACUUGCUUGAGGAGAAGGUGCAAAUUGUGAGCAUCAAAGACUAUUUCCUAGAAUUUGAAGGGGAUCCCCACUGCUUAAGAGACGUCCAAAAAUUCCUGGUGGAAUGUUUCCGGAACAAACGCCGGGACCAGCAGCAGAAGCCCUUAUACCACCACUUCACCACUGCUAUCAAUACGGAGAACAUCCGCCUUGUUUUCCGGGAUGUGAAGGAUACUAUUCUGCAUGACAACCUCAAGCAGCUUAUGCUACAGUGAUGUACAAAAGACUUGCUGUUUUAAUAUCUUUUUGUGUUUUUGAUGUUUUCUGUUUGUUUUGUUUUUUAAAAUAGCAGUUUACAACCAGAAUUAGAACAAUCUUAAUUCUGUGUUUAACUUCUUGAAAAUCUUAGUACUUUUUCUGCGGCCUUUGGUUUGUGGCUGAAAGCUAUUGAGUGACACAUCGCCAAGAUUUGCUGUAAUGCAGGCUUUGAUCUGUUUCACCAUGGCUUCUGUUCAAGUCCGGUUAAAACUUCCCAGCUGACCUCAGACUAGGCAUAUUUCAGGCUUUAAAUUAUUCUACUUUUCAAACUGAAUUCUCCUGCUGUGCCAAGUAUCAAAGGUGUCCUUAAAUACUUGUAGGGAUGAGGUUAGGAAUAUUCAGUUCCAAAGCAAGUAAGGUACCUUCUGUCCGCCUUACACAUAGCAGUGCCACUUGUUGCCUAACUUUAUGGUGACCUCCCAUUUUGUAAGGGCUGUUAGAAAAAAGUUUGAUCUAAGAAAUGGCAUUCUAUAGAUUCAUAGAAGGUUUAGCCUUCAUAUUUUAAUUGCUUGUGUACACAACAGCUGUUUUGCUUUUAGAUUUCUGUGUUUCUGAAGGUAAUGUUCUUCGUGUUUUCAAGUUUACAUAAGGUCUUUGGUCUAAUGCUGAUGAAGAAUUCACAGGUGGUAUGGGAGAGCAAAAGGCAAGCAAAUGCUAUUUACCGUGUUUUGGUCAAACGUAAUGAGUGAAAUAGAAUUUGCCUUUCUCAUAUUUAAUUAUCAUGUAGUUUAAUGUACCACAUGUGAAACAUUCUGGCCAUAGCAGCAACUAAAAACUGCAAGCAACUUGGUAACAGAACUUUCUAAAUAAACUUAACCUGUUCCAGAAUGUCAUAUAUUUGACUUUUAAGCCCUAUCUCAGUUGGUCAGUAAAGACCAAUCCUUACUGUAGGAAAUCAUUGUGUAUCAUCACAAACAUCUAUCCUUUGCUGUCCUGUCCAGUCCCAUCAGCUCCACACUGUGGCAUUUGUGGGAUUGUUUUGUUUAUUUGGAGCUUGCCAAGGGCAGUAUUUUUCUGUCAAACUAUUCAAGAAGGCAUUAUUUGAGAUUCCUGUUCAUUCUUGGUGUGUCUCUAAAAGAUACAGUAUGUACACAUUUGUAUAAUUGUUGUUUAUGAAAGUCCAGCUUUUUUGAGGUAUAUUUUAAAUGUUUUAAGGAUGCUUCUAAGGAUAAGUAGGAAUUUUUUUAGUUUGCACCUGAAGAUGAUUACAUUGACCCCCCCCCCCCCCCACUGCUUACCAAAUUAAAAUGUGUCGAUGAAGUAGCUUUGUGAUUGCAGAUACAUUCAUAGUGAACUCAUCAGAAUGGCUGGUUUGCAGUACUGAAAUACUAUCUUGUAGGCUGUAUGUAGUGUUACAAUUUGAUCAGAGAAACAGAAGUCCAAGGCUGGCAACAGCUUGAAAAGUCUGACAGCUUUUCUACUUUUCCUGAAAAUUUUAAGACUGUGAUAUCUGUCGUUUUACUGUAUAGCUGACUGUGUACUCAGGUAUUUUAUUGGUCCUUGAAAGAUUGGUCGUUAUGGAUCACCCAGCCUUUCUAAGUCAGUGGCUGUUCUGUCUUGCUGUCUGAUACGAGAGUGGGGCUCUUCAGUAAACUAACCAGGGAUUGUUCUUGACAUGCCUGACUUUUCUCACAUUUGAACUUCCACUAUCAUUGUAUCCAUAUAACUUCCAGUGUUUUCAUGCCAUGGUAAUACAUGAGCUACACAUACGUAGCCUGGCACCAUGAUGCAGGUGUUCAUGGUAUCAUUCAUGCAUGUUUGAAUAGUUCUACAUCUAGUGCUUCUUGCCAAAAAGAAUACAUUGUUGAAAUUGACAAAGUUAGCAUAAUGGCAGUGCUGAUGAAUAUCGGAAUGUGUGCACAGUAACAUUUGGACUGUUCAGUGGAGAGUUUACCCACACAUUUAGCAAAUUGAAUGGCCAAAACAUUUGACUCCAGUGAGGGCUCAAGUUAGAUCCCUAUAGAAAGAGGACACUUCAUCUUACUGAAGUCAUAAUUAAGAUCUGUGAUAUGAACCAUAGAUACUGCCGGACAAAGCAGAAAUCACCAAGUUUCCCCCUUUUGACUUACCACCGAGAAGUGUUAAAACACCAAAUAGAUAGCGUGUUAUUUUGGGCAUUUGCAGUUUCCUUCCCUGCUGCAUGUAAUGUCUCAGAAUCAACAUUCUUUUAAAAUCUAGACUAUAUUUUGAGGCAGUGAAUUACUUAUAUUCAACUUGGGCUUGUUUUGACAGUAGAACUUUAAGUUCAAUCUAAAGGCUUUAGUCCACAGUUUUUUAUGUUUUAUUUUCAAACCCUUUGAAAGGAGUCUUAUACCUGUAUCAUGAAAAUGGAAUCCUUUUGAAAUACCACUAUAGGAAGAGAGAGAUGCAAUUUAGUGAACAGAAUUGAAAAGGUGCUCAUAAUUUUCACUAUGCCAACUUAACCCCAGUCUCUAAAAAAGUAAUUUGGAUAUAAAGUUCUUUGAUGUAUUUGAUUUUCUAAAUCUUUAUGGUUAUGGUUUGGAAUAAAAUGUGCCUAAUCCUGUAUUACAUUCUGUUCUUAAAUCUGAAUGCCUUCUCAUUUAAUUCUGAAGAAAUACUACACAAGUGUCUUCAUUGACCUUGAAGAAAUGUAUACACAGUUGCCUUAUAAAACAAAUUUAGACCAUAACUUUUAGAAAGGGUUUUGUCAAAUGUUUUCUGAAAAUGUGAGUAUAAGCAUGCCUUUGCCCCUUUAAUAUUUUUAAUAACCUCCAUAGUUGCUGUCUGCCAAAUAUUAAAUUGAAAUCUUCGUUGCAGUUUUAUUAUCUGGAAAGGGCACUGGAUUGCUCUGCAACCAAAGAAAGCAAAUGUGAAAUGAAACAAAUCAUUCACUUUGUCUUAUUUUAAGGUGUAUUGGUAUGUAAUUUGCAUAGAGAAGGUCCUCUGGUUAGUCUCUCAAAUUGAGGCUAUUUAGGGAAAUCCUUAUUCAGUUGGUGGCAGUGGUUGGUUUAAAGUAGAAGGAAAUAAGAUCACCUUAAUACCAGAAAUGAUUAGAAGUGCUGAUUUAGAUUCAACAGAUACCAUAUGCCCUUAACAUUUUUUUGUGAGAAGAAAUGGGGAAGUCCUAACUUUCAUUGUGUACCCAAAUACUUGUAUUUAUGCUUUUGAUAAAAUGUAUUUUCAGAAUUAUUACACAUCCGAUUAUGCCUUAUUUAUAUACGAAGAGUAAAAUUACCAUGUUAUACUGUUAUGUCCUAAAAUUCAAAUCGCUAUUUGAGAAACCCUCAAAUUGGUGCUUUCAUUAUAUAAUGAUACAUUUAGACAAAACCCCAAACCAAGCCAUUUGAAACAAGAUUCUCUCCAUUGCAGUUUGUAGCAAUGUUAUUUCUGUGUAUAUCAUGAGAAGGCUAAAUAUCAGUGUUAAUUUCUUGUUUGAAUCCAUGAAAUCAUGCCUGUAAAGCCCAAACGUUUGUAACAAACUCCCUAAUAAAUUUAGAGAAAGUCACUCUGUUACCAUUUGAUUUAUUUUAGUUUUAUUUGAGGAAUUAAGACCAGAAGUUUUGCUCAUGUCUUUUUCACUUAAAAGUCUGACUUAGUACCUAGUUAGUCUCUCUGCCAUCAUUUCAAGGUGUUCACUUCUGUUAAUCACAGAUGAUCCAUCCUUGUGUUGUGCUGCUUGACUAAAAGCACUGAAUUUUUUUUUUUUUUUUUCUUUUGAGGAUAGGAUACAGGGUGGCUUUUCAGUCUAGUAAACAUGAGGAGGGGAGAGAUUGGGUGGGUGUGGGUGUGUCUGCGUGUCUCAAAUAUAGCACAUGCCCUUUUUUUAUGGUACGAGGUUAGGGCUUAGUAAAUGUAUACUAGAGUUUGAAGUGUAAGUCUAAGUCUGAACAUUUUAAACAAGUUGGACUUUAUGGCUUUUUCAGGUUCCAUCAAGUAGAUACUAGCCUUAGGCUGGUAGGUGAUUAACAGCAUUAUUUGGAGUACAGUGUUUGUACCACUAGCAUUCUUAUGUCUGUACUUGAAUGUAUAGUUAGCAUUUAAGUUAUGUUCACUCUUGCAGCGUUCAGGUCUAACCAUCUGGUUUCAAAUGCGAGAGCUUAUAUGGAACAUUGUUUUGAAAGCAUGAAUGAUACGGCAGUAUUUUAUGGCUUGAUAAGGAGAGUUUUGUGACUUAUUCAAAUCUGCUGUUGAUGAUGGAAGUUUACAGAUGGAUCAGCGUGUGCUGGGACUCACUGUGCAUGAAUUUUCAGUCAGUGAAUAUUACUGAAAGUCAUAUACUACUUACUUGGUAUGUGACUUUGGUUUGUAUUAAGAAAGCUUGUUUAUAAUAUUUCUUACCAUAGUAAAUGAUAAAUUUGUCCUUAAUCAUGCCUAUUGGAUGGUACUAGGAAAGAAAGGGGUAGAGAUUAAUUCUUGCAAAGUAUAUGCAACAGUGCAACAAACUGUGCCAUAUACCUUUUACCUCUUACUUGAAGGCAGAACCACAAAAUGUUUGAAAUGGCUUUUCUAAACUACUCUAGUCUGCUGAGAGCUCAUUGACCACAAGAAGCCUUAGAAAGUAUAUUUUGUAAUAACCCCAUAGAUACUGUACCUAACUAAACAUGAUUUGUAUUAGCUCUAUAAAAUAUUUGUGGCUUAGGGUUUUUUGUUUUUUUUUACAUAUGUCUUUUUAUAACUUUCCAGGAACUAAGCACAUUAUCUGAUAAUUGUAAAUUUUUUUGUCAGUGCUUUAGUUCAGGAUGGGCAAUAAAUUAUUUCUAAAGAGGUCUAAAAGUGGAAAGAAUGGUUUGAUUUUAUAAAAUGAGUUGCUAGUUCAUGACAGCUUUUUACUUUUGUACAUAUUUUGCAAAACAUUUGCCUCUUGCUAUUAAUAUUUGCUUUGUAAAAAUUACAUUUAAUAAACAUUUGUAAAUGAUUCA